AUGAGCACCUUCACGGAAGCAGUGACAUUGAAGAACGUGACUGUGGUCUUCACUGAGGAGGAGCUGGGACUGCUGGACCCUGCCCAGAAGAAGUUGUAUCGAGAUGUAAUGGUUGAGAUCUUCAGGAACCUGGUGUCAUUGGGUUGCCAACCCUUUAAACAUGAUAUAUGGCACUUCCAAACCAAAAUGAAAAAGACAGCAAUCGAAAGAGAAGGGAAUUCAGGAGGCAAAAAGCCAAUGCAGCUGGAGACUGUUCCACAAGCAGGACCGCACCAGAAACUUUCCAGCUCACAUAUCUGGAAACAGAUUGCAAGUGACUUAAUCAGUUAUCAAGUUUGUAUGAGAAAUAGUUCUCAGUUCUACAAACAAGAAGAUUCAUCUUCUCUAUUUGCCAAAGGACAAUCUAUUAUUCCUAUAGGAGAGAAAACUUACCAGUGUAAUGAGUGUGCAGAGACCUCCAGUUAUAUCUCCAGUUUUGAUCUUCAGCAUCAUUCACACUCAGGAGAGAAGUUUUAUACAUGUAAUGAGUGUGGGAAAAGCUUCUGUUAUGACUCAGGUCUUCAUAAUCAUCAGACACUUCACAUGGGAAUGAACUACUCUACUCAUGAUGAAUGUGAACAUCAGAGAAUCCAUAUUGGGGAGAAAACAUUCACAAGUGAUAUAUGUGGUAAGAACUUUCGACAUAGAGCAGUACUUACUACUCACUGCAUGAUCCACACAGGAGAGAAACUUUACAUAUAUGAGCAGUGUGGGAUACGCUUCGCUCAUAGCCCAUAUCUUUAUACCCAUCAGAGGAGAGUUCACACUGCAGAGAAAACGUACAAAUGCGAGGAGUAUGGGCAAGGCUUUAACUGGAGAUCAGGACUUCAGUUAGUGACCAAUACUGGUGAGAAACCACAUAAAUGUGAAGUCUGUGGGAAGUGCUUCAGUAGGAAAUCAAAUCUUCGAAAUCAUCAUAAAAUCCACACAGGAGAGAAAUCUUAUAAUUGUGAGGAGUGUGGGAAGGGCUUCAGGCAGGCUUCACAUCUUUUGGCCCAUCACAGAGUCCACAGUGGAGAAAAACCAUUUAAAUGUGAAGAGUGUGGUAAGGACUUCCAAAGUAGAUCAAAUCUUGCAACUCAUCAUGUAAUCCACACAGGGAAGAAAUCCUAUAAGUGUGAGGAAUGUGAGAAGAGCUUCAGGCAGGCUUCACAUCUUUUGACCCAUCAGAGAGUCCACACUGGAGAAAAAACAUUCAAAUGUGAAGAGUGUGGGAAGUACUUUGGUACUAGAGCAAAUCUUCAAGUUCAUUAUAGAAUCCACACAGGAGAGAAACCUUUUCAUUGUGAAGAAUGUGGAAAGGCCUUCAGGCAGUCUUCACAUGUAUUUUCCCAUCAGAGAAUCCACACUGGAAAUAAACCCUUCACAUGUGAAGUGUGUGGGAAGAGGUUUUGUCAGAGUUCACAACUUAAAAGCCAUCAAAGAGUUCACAAAAAGAAGCCUUACAAAUGUGAAGAGUAUGGUAAGGGCUUCAAGUGGAAUUUGAAUCUUGACAUGCAUCAAAGGGUUCACACAGAGAAACUUAACUCUGGGGAAUGUGACAAGUACUUCAGUCAGGCCUCAAGUAUUCGAUAUCAUAAAUGUGUCCACAGUGAAGAUGAACUCUGCAAAUGUGUGUGGUAA
Molecule: messenger RNA, 1662 nt
Organism: Orycteropus afer afer
Lineage: Eukaryota; Metazoa; Chordata; Mammalia; Tubulidentata; Orycteropodidae
Source: RefSeq, a predicted model, not a curated record